Molecule: messenger RNA, 1289 nt
Organism: Seriola aureovittata
Lineage: Eukaryota; Metazoa; Chordata; Actinopteri; Carangiformes; Carangidae
Product: protocadherin gamma-A7-like
Exons: 2
Coding region: 120-1289 (389 amino acids)
Biological process (GO): homophilic cell-cell adhesion
Cellular component (GO): plasma membrane
Molecular function (GO): calcium ion binding
Source: RefSeq, a predicted model, not a curated record
UGUCCUGUUCAUGUAAACCUUGAAAACUUGUUUAGAGCAACCAGGAAACGGAUAUUUCAGAACAAGCUUUGCCAUCAUAUCGAUCGGAGUUAAAUCACCCCUUGCUAUUCUUUGUUGCCAUGAUGUCAACUCGAAGAUCUUCCACGUACAUAUCCUUAAGAUGGCGAUUAUUUGUUGGAUUGCGACGGCAAAUAGGACUGCUUAUGUUGCUGCUUCAUGUGGUUAACAUGGUAGGUGGCCAGAUUCGUUAUUCUAUACCAGAAGAGAUGAAGAAGGGCUCUGUUAUUGGUAAUGUAGCGCAAGAUCUUGGUUUAGAUCUGAAGAGACUCCGUUCUGGGCGGGCCCGCAUCGUGACCGGAGAAAGCAUCCAGUACACCGAGCUGAAGACAGACAAAGGGAUUCUAGUCGUGAAUGAGAGAAUAGACCGAGAGCAGCUCUGUGGAGACGUAACGCCAUGCAGCUUCAGCUUUGAGGUGAUUUUAGAAAAUCCUAUGGAACUGCACAGAAUAACAAUACUGAUCCAGGACCAGAACGACAACCCUCCUCAGGUUCUGUACCCAGUCCAGACUGGUGGCUCUCUGGUGGCUGAAAUGGUGCCUCGUUCAGCAGAUGUGGGCUAUCUGGUGACUAAAGUGGUGGCUGUUGAUGUGGACUGUGGACAGAAUGCCUGGCUCUCCUAUAAACUGCAGAAAGCCACAGACAGGGCGCUGUUUGAAGUGGGCUUACAGAAUGGAGAAAUAAGAACUAUCCGCCAAGUUACUGAUAAAGAUGCAGUGAAACAAAGACUGACUGUUAUAGUGGAGGACAACGGGCAGCCCUCUCGUUCAGCUACAGUCAUUGUUAACGUGGCGGUGGCGGACAGCUUCCCUGAAGUGCUGUCUGAGUUCACUGACUUUACACACGACAAGGAGUACAAUGACAACCUGACUUUUUACUUAGUGUUGGCUCUGGCUGUAGUUUCCUUCCUCUUCAUCACGUGUUUAGUGGUUAUUAUAUCAGUGAAAAUCUACAGAUGGAGACAGUCUCGCAUCCUGUAUCACUCCAAUCUCCCUGUGAUUCCAUAUUAUCCACCACGUUACUCAGACACUUUGGGGACAGGGACUCUCCAACACGUGUACAACUACGAGGUGUGCAGGACGACUGACUCCAGAAAGAGUGACUGUAAGUUCGGCAGAGCUGGUAGUCAGAACGUGCUGAUAAUGGACCCCAGUUCUACAGGGACGAUGCAGCGGAUACAGAACGAAAAGAGCAUCCUGGAUGAACCAGACUCUCCUUUAGAGGUUAGUUGA